This is a messenger RNA of Dovyalis caffra, 171 nucleotides long. Lineage: Eukaryota; Viridiplantae; Streptophyta; Magnoliopsida; Malpighiales; Salicaceae. The record is from the annotation of a GenBank genome assembly.
AUGGCUGAAGCUGUGCUCUUCAGUAUCGCGGAGGAAUUAGUAAAGAAACUGGGCUCCGUAGCUGCUCAGGAGGUUGCUUUCUGGUGUGGUGUCAAAGAUCAGCUACGCAAGCUCGCGGCCACAGUUACCAGAAUUAAGGCUGUGCUGGAUGACGCUGCAGAGCAGGCAUGA